AUGGAAGAAUCAGAACCCCACCUUGACAAAGACAAACACAUCUCCUACUGGCGCCGCUGCCUCCUUAGCCUCCUACCCACCCAAUACACAUCCACCGACUCCUCGCGCAUGACCCUCGGCUUCUUCAUCCUCUCAGCCCUCGAUCUCCUCUCCGCAGGCCCCGACACCUUCCCCGUUUCCCAACAAGCCGAGAUCAGAGCCUGGAUCCUGAAAUGCCAGCAUCCACACGGCGGCUUCUGCGGCUCGCCGAAUCAUAGAUAUCCGGAUGGAUUGUAUGGCGAUGGGGAGGAUAUUGAUCCGGCGAAUUUACCGGCUACGUAUUUUGCGAUCUUGAGCUUGGGGUUUGUCGGGGGAUUGGAGGGCGUGAAGAGGAAGGAGUGUUUGGACUGGUUGAGGAGGUUGCAGCGGGAGGAUGGGAGUUUUGGAGAGUUGGUAACGGUGGAUGGGAAGGUGGAGGGUGGGCAUGAUAUGAGGCAUUGUUACGUGGCUUCUGCUGUGAGGUGGAUUUUGAGGGGAGAUGUAGCUGCUGGUGAAAAGGUGGAAGGGGACAUUGAUGUGGAGGGGUUGGUGGGACAUUUGAGGAAUGGCCAGACAUAUGAUGGUGGAGUUUCCGAAAGUUCGUCUCAUGAGGCGCAUGGUGAGAAUUCCCAUCCUAUUGAAAAUCGGUUUUCUAAUGGAUCUACAGCUGGUUACACUUAUUGUGCAAUAGCGUCGUUCUCAUUCCUCAAUCGACUACCAUCCUCACCAAGUUCUGAAAAUAAGGGCGAUCUACUUCCUGGGCUUACCAAUAUUCCAGCAACAAUUCGAUGGCUUGUCUCAAGGCAAGUGGGAUACAGAGAUGAAGAAGAGGAGGACGAACCUAAAGAUCCACACAAAACCGAGCGAGAGGCUUUGGCCGGCAUCCACAACGAUACACCCUUAGUCCCAGGCUUGUCCCUUGAAGACGAAGAAUUGAUGCUUGGAGAGGACAAAUCCAAACUACCAUUCGUCGCUUUCUAUUCGAGCAGACACAACACAGGAUUGGAGGAUUUGGAAAAUAUCCCGGAAAUCCACCAGGUUCAUUAUUAUUCUUCCCUGAGUAUUGCAAGUCUAACAGCCACAGAUAUCUACCAUAGCUACCUAGGGCUCGCCGCCCUUGCAGUGAUGAAGGAGCCAGGGAUAAAACCCCUUGAUUCGGCUUUAUGCGUCAGCAAACAACAGAGGGAAAGAGUAACGCAGCAAAGAGAAACAGCUUCGAUCGCUAGGAAGAUCUACUGGAAGCAUGGAUACCCGAUAUCUAUCAGAGAGGACAAUCCGGAAUUCAAGGAGAAGAUGGCGUCGAGUGAAGAGCCCCCAAAGUCCAUCAAGGACGUUGUUGGGCCAGCUUGA
Messenger RNA from Lachnellula hyalina, 1368 nucleotides. RefSeq names its product Geranylgeranyl transferase type-1 subunit beta (gene PGGT1B). Gene Ontology annotation, cellular component: CAAX-protein geranylgeranyltransferase complex. NCBI's taxonomy places the organism in Eukaryota, Fungi, Ascomycota, Leotiomycetes, Helotiales, Lachnaceae. Gene Ontology annotation, molecular function: CAAX-protein geranylgeranyltransferase activity. Gene Ontology annotation, biological process: protein geranylgeranylation. The transcript is spliced from 4 exons. The coding region runs from base 1 to 1368 and encodes 455 amino acids. The record is from RefSeq and is a predicted model, not a curated record.